Molecule: messenger RNA, 2753 nt
Organism: Synchiropus splendidus (mandarinfish)
Lineage: Eukaryota; Metazoa; Chordata; Actinopteri; Syngnathiformes; Callionymidae
Gene: esr2b
Product: estrogen receptor 2b
Exons: 9
Coding region: 369-2162 (597 amino acids)
Biological process (GO): estrogen receptor signaling pathway; cellular response to estradiol stimulus; regulation of DNA-templated transcription
Cellular component (GO): nucleus
Molecular function (GO): nuclear receptor activity; nuclear estrogen receptor activity; zinc ion binding
Source: RefSeq, a predicted model, not a curated record
GGUGCGGAGUGGAUCCUUUUGGAAACUUUCUUCCGUUGACGGGUCGCAGUGGGCGGCGUCGGUGACGUCACGACUUAUUUUUUUCCCCCUCCGAGUAUCUGGCAGUUUGGCGCUCCGAGGUUUAUCAGAAGGUUCGAUGCCCGAACGGGAGAGUUCGGUCAACCGAGGAGUCGGAGUUGAGCCAAGUGGAGGGACUUGAACCCGCCAGACACGCGCACGCGGAGAGGCGAGAGUCGCCUGCCGCCGGUUCGGCUGCAGGUUCUUUAACUUCCAGCCUGACUGUUCGCCCGCGGGGAUUACUCGACAACUUUCAUUGUGGAAUCCACGCGUAAGUGACUUUCAAUCCAAUCAUGCUAUAGUUCCUUAUCAUGGCGUCCCCUGGGCUGGACCUGAACCAGAACUUGGUCCAGCUGCACAAAGUGGGGUCCAGCAGACACCCUGACAGACCGAGCCCCCCUGCACAGCUGCCCGUCAUCUACAGUCCUCCUCCUGGCCCGGACCCUCAGACGGUCUGCAUCCCCUCGCCUUACGUGGAGAGCAGUUUGGAUUUCGGAGCCUUGACCUUCUACAGCCCACCCGUGCUGGGAUACGCUCGACCCCCUAUCGCAGACUGUCCCUCGGUAAGUUCACCGCAAUUCUGGCCGUCAGGAGGCCACAUUAGUGAGCCGCCACUGAGCGUCCACUGCCCUCCGCCGCCGGUCUACCCCGAACGCCACGGACCCUGGACAGAGCCCGGAUCUUCGCCCCUUAACAGCUUCAUCAGCAGCUGUAAGCUCAGAAGGUCUGAGACCUCUGAGGGGAAGUCAGAACUCCAUCUCUGUGCCGUGUGUCAAGACUACGCCUCCGGGUACCACUAUGGCGUCUGGUCCUGCGAGGGCUGCAAAGCCUUUUUCAAGAGGAGCAUCCAGGGUCAUACGGACUACAUCUGCCCGGCCACCAACCAGUGCACCAUCGACAAGAACCGCCGUAAGAGCUGUCAGGCCUGUCGACUGCGGCGCUGCUACGAGGUCGGGAUGAUGAAGUGUGGUGUGAGGCGGGAGCGCUGCAGCUACCGUGGCACCCACCAUCGUCGCAAUGGCCCACAGUCUCGGGAGCCCACAGCCAGGACCCUUGUCCAGGCGGGUCUGAGAUCCCGGACGCAGCGACACCUGCACCUGGAAGGUCCCCUGGCUCCGUCCACUCCCCUACUAGUCACUCACAAGGCGUUCCAGACCUCCAUGAGUCCAGAGGAGUUCAUUGCCCGCAUCAUUGAGGCCGAGCCGCCCGAGAUAUAUCUGAUGGAGGACCUGAAGAAGCCCUUCACUGAGACCAGCAUGAUGAUGUCGCUGACCAGCCUGGCCGACAAGGAGCUGGUUCUGAUGAUCAGCUGGGCCAAGAAGAUCCCAGGUCAGAACCACAGACUGUUUCCGGUCCAGUUUCCAACUGCGUAUUUCGUUUGUGUGUGUGUGUGUGUGUGUGUGUGUGUGUCUCCAGGCUUCAUGGACCUGGGCCUGUCAGACCAGAUUCACCUUCUCAAGUGUUGCUGGCUGGAGGUCCUCAUGCUGGGACUCAUGUGGAGAUCAGUGGACCAUCCAGGGAAGCUCAUCUUCUCCCCGGACUUGAAGCUCAACAGGGAUGAGGGUCAGUGUGUCGAGGGCAUCAUGGAGAUCUUUGAUCUUCUCCUGGCAGCCACGUCUCGUUUCCGUGAGCUGCAGCUGCAGAGGGAGGAGUACGUGUGUUUGAAGGCCAUGAUCCUGCUCAACUCCAACUUGUGUUCAACUCCUGCUGGGACCCCCGAGGAGCAGGAGAGCCGGAAGAGGCUGAUGAGUCUGCUGGACCUGGUCAUCGACGCGCUGGUCUGGGCCAUUGCUAAAACAGGGCUGUCCACGCAGCAGCAGACUCUGCGCCUGGGACAUCUGACCAUGUUGCUGUCUCACGUCCGCCACGUCAGCAACAAGGGCAUGGACCAUCUGUCCACCAUGAAGAGGAGGAACGUGGUCCUGGUUUAUGAUCUUCUCCUGGAAAUGCUGGACGCCAACACACCCGGGUCAGAGACCGGCACUCACUCAGACCAGAACCAAGAGCCUGAAACAGGAGCUGCUGAGGACCGAUGCAUGUUCCCCUCUGCAGCGCCACCUGCUGGUCACACAGAGGAUGGAGGGUCCGCAGUUCUGGGUCCGUAGCCAGGGUCGGAGCCGCAGCUCCAGCUGUGAGGACUGCGUCAUUGGCAAGGAGUCUUGUGAUCCAGUCCAGAUUUGGGUGGUUGUCUUCAAACUGUGACUGUAGUUUCAUGUUUUGUUUGUAGAUGUGAAUGUCAGCUGUUUUGAUAUCGGCAGUGUUUGUACGAUGUUUUUAAACCUCUUCGUAAAUGGGCCGCUGUGUCGGCGCUUACGUGAAUGUUUCUACGUGUUUUCAUUACUUUUCUAAACUUUGUACGAGAAAAACCACAUCACUUCUACCUGCUCCGGCUUUAAAAAGCAUGUUGUGUUCAAGUGUUUUCUUACAGUGAAAUAUGGAACUUGGUGCCGUUUGUCUAAGAUAGCCACAUUGCUAACGCAACUAAAUCGAAGUUUGUGUCGUGUACGCUCUUGUGGUAGCUAACGUUACGCCUGGCAUGGUUGUGUGAUUAGCAUAAUGUUAUCAACCUCUUUCUCCGUUUCUCAACGAACAGUACUUUAGUUUAUUGAAUUCUAUUUUCAGGUCGUGUCUGUUCAAAAUGUGUUGCUCUGAUGCCUCAGUGUAAUAUUGCCUGGACAAAUAAAGAUCCAAACCAA